GGUACUUAAUUGUUACCCAGAAACUAUUUUAAAUUGAGAGAAAACAGCUGCAUUGGACCUUUAAAUGGGACUCUUCUUCUCUUACUCCCAUAUAGUCAUCUUUAACUUUAGCUCUAAUUUUAACCAAACUUUUUUGCAUCUCCUAUAUGGACGAGGAUAUGGGCGACGCCAUCCGGCCCUACGUGGUGCACCGCUGCCGCCAGAGCAUUGCCUUCUCCCUGCAGACGGCAUGGCUGCUCGGCGCCUACUCCUCCGACAUGCACAUCUCUACCCAGCGCCACUCGCGCGGCACCAAGCUGCGCAAGCUAAUCCUCUCAGACGAACUAAAGCCCCACUCAGCUUCUAAAGGUGUGGGUCCCGCCGGUGCUGCGGACGCCAGCCCUGGGCUGCGGGACGUUGCCCACAUUCGACACCACCAGCGGCACACCGUGGAGCCGCCCCCGGCCCCCGACAGCCAAAUCAUCCCUGCCGAUGCCUACCUCUCGCCUUCCAAGCGGACACAUCAGCGAUCCAAGUCGGACGCCACGCAUUGCACAAGCCUGGGGAGCCUCAGGAGAACAGCCAGCAACCCCAAGGUGGAAAGCGGCUACGAUGAGCCGUUGCGCCUGACACUGCAGAGGGAGUUCAUCAAGUCUCUGAGGCCCACCAAGGAGCAGAACCGCGUCUGGCUGCCCACUGCAGCCUUCGACCACCACGUGGUGCGCGUGCCCCACACACAGGCCGUGGUGCUCAACUCCAAAGAUAAGGCCCCGUACAUCAUCUAUGUGGAGGUGCUGGAGUGCGAGAGGUUCGAGACGUCCGGCAUUCCCCUGCGCAUCCCGGAGACAUGCAUCCGCAGCGCCCGCUCUGUGGACAACCUCCUCCCGGAGUGCGUUGGCAUCACAGCCGAGCAGCGCGCCGGCAGUUUCUCCACCGUGCCCAACUACGACAACGACGACGAGGCCUGGGCCAUGGAUGACAUCGGCAAGUUGGAAGUGGAGCUCCCAGAAGGCCACACCAGUAGCAGUGACAACAUCUCCCAGUUCUCUGUGGACAGCAUCACCAGCACGGAGAGCAAGGAGCCUGUCUUCAUCGCCGCUGGCGACAUCAGGCGACGUCUAUCAGAGAACCUGGCCCACACCCCCCACAACGUUCGGAAAGAUCCGGAGGACCCGUCCGCUGUGGCGCUCAAGGAGCCCUGGCAGGAGAAAGUCAGGCGGAUAAGGGAGGGCUCCCCUUACGGUCACCUGCCAAACUGGCGGCUGCUGUCGGUCAUCGUGAAGUGUGGGGACGACCUGAGGCAAGAGCUACUGGCCUUCCAGGUGCUCAGCCAGCUACAGUCCAUCUGGGAGCAGGAGCACGUCCCCCUGUGGAUCAAGCCCUAUAAGAUCCUGGUGAUGUCAUCGGACAGCGGGAUGAUCGAGCCCGUGCUGAACGCUGUCUCUCUGCACCAGGUGAGGAAGCAGAGCCAGCUGUCUCUGCUGGACUACUUCCUGCAGGAGCACGGCAGCUACACCACCGAGGCCUUCCUCACCGCCCAGUGCAACUUUGUGGAGAGCUGCGCCGGCUACAGUCUCAUCUGCUACCUGCUGCAGGUUAAAGACAGACACAAUGGAAACAUCCUCCUGGACUCGGAGGGCCACAUAAUCCACAUUGACUUUGGCUUCAUCCUGUCCAGCUCGCCCAGGAACCUGGGCUUUGAGACCUCCGCUUUUAAGCUCACCAGCGAAUUUGUGGAUGUGAUGGGAGGCCUGGAUGGAGACAUGUUCAACUACUACAAGAUGCUGAUGCUCCAGGGCCUGAUAGCUGCUCGCAAACACAUGGAGAAGGUGGUCCAAAUAGUGGAGAUCAUGCAGCAAGGCUCUCACCUACCCUGCUUCCAUGGCUCCAGCACCAUCCGCUACCUGAAGGAACGUUUCCACAUGAGCCUGACGGAGGAGCAGCUACAGGUGCUGGUGGAGCAGAUGGUGGAUGGCUCCAUGCGCUCCAUCACCACCAAGCUUUACGACGGCUUCCAGUACUUCACCAACGGCAUCAUGUGAACAGUUCGACACCAAACUCUACUACAUGGGACAACCACAUGGGAGAGCAAGCAAACAUACAUAUAAAGAUGGUGGUGAACAUGUGCAUAUGGACUCACGCAUGUGUGCUUGCCAUAGCAGCACAUUUAGGAAAAUGGACUUGUGUAUAGACUAGUGCUACAGGACCUGUUUGCAAACUCGGUAUGUUCUUUGUCAAAGUCAAAAAAUCACGU
Messenger RNA from Coregonus clupeaformis (lake whitefish), 2233 nucleotides. RefSeq names its product phosphatidylinositol 4-kinase beta. Gene Ontology annotation, cellular component: membrane; cytoplasm. Lineage: Eukaryota; Metazoa; Chordata; Actinopteri; Salmoniformes; Salmonidae. Gene Ontology annotation, biological process: phosphatidylinositol-mediated signaling; phosphatidylinositol phosphate biosynthetic process. The record is from RefSeq and is a predicted model, not a curated record. Gene Ontology annotation, molecular function: 1-phosphatidylinositol 4-kinase activity.